GACAACGCCGACAGUAACAACAGUCAUUCUAUCUGAAACAUUCACACUACUGAGACUAAAUAUUUCACAUAAAAUACGAAAAUCAGCUGAAAGUAUCAUACGUCGAUAAAAUGUCUCGAGAGGAAGCAAGCAAACAAAUUGACAAAGAAUUGGAUUUGUCUAAUGCGGGCCGAGGAGUGUGGCUAGUUAAGGUACCCAAAUACAUAGCAAAUAAAUGGGAAAAAGCAUCGGGAACGACAGAGGUAGGGAAACUGAAAAUAUCAAAACAACAUGGACAAAAGGCUCAAGUAUCAUUAACGCUGUCUGAUGCAGUCAUCAAUCUAGACCCACACGAACGGAUACCCAAAGAGCAUCGCCUCGAUGUUUCGGUCGUGACCAAACAGACAUUGGGAGUAUUUUCGCACAUGAUACCUGGCAAAUCCGAUGACGGUGUGAUACCUGAAUGUGAGAAACUGUUUAUGGAAGGAAGAAUCGUCCAGAAGUUGGAAUGCCGACCCGAUGCGGAUCCGUUGUAUAUGCAACUGAAGCGAGAGUCGAUCAAAAAGGCUUCGGUGCCAGUGCGAAAAGUUCAAUCGCUGGACAAAAUCGUACAGAACUACAAGCCGAUCUCGGACCACAAACACAACAUUGAGUAUAAGGAACGCAAAAAGAACGAAGGCAAAAAGGCUCGUGACGAUAAGAAUGCCGUACUGGACAUGCUGUUCAAUGCAUUCGAAAAGCAUCAGUACUAUAAUAUCAAAGAUUUGGUGAAGGUGACCCGACAGCCGAUCGGAUAUUUGAAAGAAAUUCUGAAGGAAGUGUGCGAUUACAACAUGAAGAAUCCGCACAAGAACAUGUGGGAGUUGAAGAAGGAGUAUCGGCACUACAAGUCCGAUGAGAAAAAGGAAGACAAGCCGGCGGACAGUGAUAGCGAUUAAAUGGGUUCAUCGCUGCCGAUCAGGCAAACAUUUUGUUAGCAAAAAAAGCAUUUGUUACCUUUCCUAACAAGCACGAAAUAUAUUUCUAUUUUGCAAACA
Molecule: messenger RNA, 1016 nt
Organism: Bradysia coprophila
Lineage: Eukaryota; Metazoa; Arthropoda; Insecta; Diptera; Sciaridae
Gene: TfIIFbeta
Product: transcription factor TFIIFbeta
Biological process (GO): transcription by RNA polymerase II; transcription initiation at RNA polymerase II promoter
Cellular component (GO): transcription factor TFIIF complex
Source: RefSeq, a predicted model, not a curated record